GCAGGGCAGCGGAGAAGAGAACUGCGAGCGGGCGAGCGGGCGGAGGGAGAGUCGAGAGCGUUUUGCGCACGAGGAGCUCGUUCAAAGGAAGCCGCGAGGGGUGUGUGCAGGCGCUGGAGGAGCUCCCGACGCAGCGUAGCGUAUUUUGGGCGGAUCGCGCGAGCGUUGUUGCGGAGUUUGGGAGUGUCCGGGUGCAGCAGAUCUGGAAGCCCGAGUCGGUGCGGAAGAGGGGACGUCCAGGGUUUGGGGAUUCGGUGUGAGGAAGGAAGUUCGUGUGCCAGGGCUGAGAAUCAAGAUCUUGAGCUUUUUGGAGGCGUGCUAGGAAGUGCAAAUUUCAAACUGGAACGAUAUCGUCGAGGUAGUGGGGUUUGAUCGCUUUAGGUGAUCUAGAUCUCGAGAGGUAUGUCUUCGGACGCUUUUCCGGUAGAAAGCAAUGGAUUGAGCGAGUCGGGCAAUGGUUUGUCCACCAAAGGCGCGUACAAGGACCAUGGCUGGCAGAAGGUAACCAACCUCAAGAAACAGAGGCGCCAGGCUGCUAAAUCGUCGACUGGAGCGGACAAAUCUGAUGGUUUUGAGAACGUGAAGUCUGAUUCGAAAGCCUUCCAGGCUCUCGAGACCGAGGCCGAAGAACGCAGGGCUCGACGAAAGGCUAAGCUCGAAGCUGCCGCUGCUGCGGCUGCCGCCUAUGGUGCAGAGUUCUCUCAUUCUGGCGAGGACGAUAGUGACGCCGAUGAGAACGGUGCCAAAGCCAAUGGUGGGAAGGAUAACGCGGAUGCGAAGAAGUCCAAGCCAAAGAAGCCGAAGAAGCCCAAGGUGACCGUUGCUGAGGCAGCUGCAGCGAUCAAUGUAGAUGAACUUGCCACUUUUCUAACAGAAAUUUCGGAAUCCUUUGCAACUCUGCCCGAUGUACAAUUGAUCAGAUUGGCGGACUACUUUGCGCGCGCAUUUAAUCCUGUUACCAACGCUCAAUUUGCUUGGAACAAGAUUUUACGCGAGUCACCUUUCGCCAAGACUGUAGAGAUCCCUUUAUGUUACAUUCCGGAGCCAGUGGCCAAGGUGACAUCCGACUGGCUUGCUCAAAAGCCUGCUGAUGCUUUGUCAAAGUUCGCUUUCUGGUUGUUGAAAGAGAUACUCGAUGAGCCGCAGCAACAGCACCACAAGGGAUCUAAAACAGUGGCUGCACUGCCAACAAAGGCCAAGGUUGGAGUACUUGUGAUCCUAGCUUUGCUGGUGCGGAGAAAACCUGAGGCUUUCUUGCAGCAAGCUUCCGCUGUACGGGCACAGUUUGUGGGUCAAGAAAAGCUGCACACCUUAGCUUGGGUGUAUGGCCAGGCCUUGCAAGGUGAUUUGGUCGUCGGGAUGGCCUUGUGGGUACAAAAUCUGCUCCCCUUGGCCGUAGGAAAGUCCAGCACCCCUGCUUCACGGGAUAUUGCCUUGCAAUUUAUUGAGAAUUUACUUUUUGCAAAUACGAAAAAAGCACGGACCAUUCUGCUAAAUGGUGCGACUAGGAAAGGAGAGCGACUUGUGCCUCCAGCUGCGUAUGAGUUAGUAUUAAGGGCUGCAUAUCCCAUCGAAUCAGCAAAGACGAAGGCCACAGAAAGAUUUCUAGCAAUCUAUCCUCUUAUUAAGGAGAUUGUGUUGGCCGGAACAUCUAGAAGUAAAGCUACAAAGCCCGUAGCCCAACAGCUUUUGCCCCUCAGUCUCGCCGGUGCAGCAGACGAUGUGCCCGCCAUUCAAGCGGAAGCAUGCGGAAACUUCGUCUGGUGCUUGUCACAGAAUGCUGACUCUUACAAGCAGUGGGAAAAGCUUCACCUUGAAAAUUUGAAAGGAAGUACGCGCAUCUUGAAUCAUAUCAACAAUGAAUGGAAGGAUACGUCCGCACAUCUGAUACCUCUCGACGACCUUAAGAAAACCUUGCUGGCUUUAUCUUUGAAGCAUCGUAACGGUAUGGAAUCUGCAGAAGGGGACGCAUUGUUGGAAUCACAAUUGAAGGCUGCUGAGUCAGUUUGCAAGUCCUUAUUAAGAAAGACUUCCCGAGUUCCGAGUUGCACAAAGGCAGUGGCGACUCUCGCUGUUUGCGCUGGUAUCGGGUAUGGGUUUUACCUAAUCAGUCCGACUGUAAAUCCCUGGGACUGGGAUGGAAAACUUCUUCUGAGCAAGACCCACUCGAUGUUUUAAGGAUUACGUAGUACGUUUAAAUCAUACUGAUCAGAUUAGCGACGCCAACAUUGGAGGUCAGUAUUCAUAGCAUGCUAAGAGCAAGCAACAUUUUUUUUAUUGCUCCUGGGAAGAAGUUGGAGCCUUAAUCUCAGUAGUCAGUCAACAGAUAUUCACGCACCAUGAGUCAAUCACUUGGAUCUGCACAACCUUUUUGGACGCUGGGGUCAGUCCAGGAUUUUACCCUGGUUGUAACUAUAAGGGAAUGUUUCCCACUUUAUUGUGGGCUGCGAACACUGCAUAGGUUUGUUCCUGCACUGCAGCAAGUGGAGAAGGCAGUUCAUGCCAUUUAUUGUUGAGCUCCACGAAUUUGACUAAAGAUUGCAAGCAAGACGUUUGUAACCGAGUGUUCUUCCGGUCUGUUACGCUGUUCAUAUUAUGCGUAUCUAGUCAUCACCCUUGUAGGGAUUGGAAGACAAUACUGUCCUGGCAAAGUCAGCUGACAGUUUCUCAGAGUGUUCGUUCGUUUGAGACCUCAAUCAAAAAUGUAUGCCGCAAUCUGAAGUCAAUUUUGUCAGUAAUGUAUAAUGUGGAGAUUGCAGAGCUUGAAUGCCUCCUCAGU
Messenger RNA from Marchantia polymorpha subsp. ruderalis, 2779 nucleotides. NCBI's taxonomy places the organism in Eukaryota, Viridiplantae, Streptophyta, Marchantiopsida, Marchantiales, Marchantiaceae. The record is from the annotation of a GenBank genome assembly.